AUGGCUACACGUGUCAUGUCAGCAGCAAAUAAUUCAGCAACAAAUAAUAGUACUAUUAACAAUGGUAAUCUCGUGAAUUCAUUUCCAUCCUAUAUGCCACCAUUGAAUAAUAAUAACAAUUAUUCAAUGCCAAGUCAGCAUCCUUACUUGGAACAUGGUGGUGCACAAAUUGACCACACUAUGGAAUCAAUGAUGAUGAAUGGAUUAGUUACUAAACAAUCCCUGAUGGAUAUCUAUUCGAGAAAUCAAGCCAUCCUUUCCCAACAUCACAAUUCGAAACAGAAUAUGAUGCUUCCUUCUUACUAUCACGACUCAAAUCUCCCUGACCAACAUUUCUAUCACAACAAUCCACAACAACAUUCCAAUCCACAACAAGCAUUCCAACAACAUCCACAUCAGGGCUUCUUUUCACCUGAACAUGUGGAUGGCAUGGUUUCAAUUUUGAAAGGAGAGGAAGAUUUUAUUCACUUGUUGGAUAAUUCAGAACCACUAACUUCAUUCGAUAUUGAAGAUCAUCAUUCUUUCAAUCCAACUAUUGUUGCAACUUCUCCACAAAGACAAUCAAGGAAGAAUCGAACUGUUUCGAAUAGAAAGCAUGCUGAGGAAGAAGAUGAUGAUUUUGAUCAUUUAACUGAGGAUGAGCAAGAUCAACAACAUGAUGUUAAAUCACCAUCUCAUUCUUCUGGCAAUAGUUCAAAUGGCCAAAAACAACGUGGACAUGCCAAUGUCAAUACAACUCCAACUGGAGAUAAGAGCAGUACAAGAACUAGCUCUCCAACCAAUAGUCAAGAAAAGAAUUCACCCUAUCCUAAUGGCAGAAAGAGAGCAAGCAAAGCAUGUGUUGAAUGUCAGAAACGUCAUACAAGAUGUGGUUUCGAACGACCAUGUGAAAGAUGCGUAAGAUUGGGUUUGGAAUGUGUGGAAAUGAAAUCAACCAAGAAGAGAGGAAGAUCAACAAUGGGUUCAAAUCAAGAUAUCGAAUCAAAUAAUACCUCAGUGGCAUUGGAUAAAAAUGGUAAAUCUGGUAAAAAGACCAAAGCUAAAACCUCAGCCGAAUCAAAGAAGAGAAAAUCAUCUCCAAAUGAAGCAGAGCAAAACUUUGAAACCAAACCAAAACUCUCUAAGGUUGAGAUUAUGACUUCUUCUGAUAUUGCGCAUGCUCCAACAACUCCAUCAAUUAUUACAACACUUACUUCAACAUCAACUAAUGUCUAUCCAGUGAAUGAUGCCACUACUCCAUCACAACUUGUUGAAAAGCCAUUGGGUGUUGUUGCUGUUGGUUCUGAUUUUACAUCUGUUCAGUAUGUGAGCGAUCCACUCUCUACCAUGUUUGAAGAGCAACCAUUGACUCGAUUGGAUUCAAUUAUGGGCCCUGAUUUCAUUCAAACUCAACUCAAUUUGUUAUGUGAAGCCAAGGCAACUAGAGAAACAAUAAUUUCACAUGUCGAUAAUGGACUUGCUGUUUUGCAACAAUCUCAUCUCAGAGCUGAAAGAACUGCCAGAGCCAUGAUCAAGCUGAAAGAAGGUAAAUUGGCAGAAAUGUCAAUCAAGUUUGUAUUCAUGUAUACUCCAGCAAAUCCAUCCAUUUUGGAAAGUGCCUAUGUAUUUUUGAAUUGGAAUGGUUCAUAUACUUGUUAA
Messenger RNA from Naegleria gruberi, 1638 nucleotides. RefSeq lists its product as uncharacterized. The record is from RefSeq and is a predicted model, not a curated record. The transcript is spliced from 2 exons. NCBI's taxonomy places the organism in Eukaryota, Heterolobosea, Eutetramitea, Acrasida, Naegleriidae. Gene Ontology annotation, molecular function: DNA-binding transcription factor activity, RNA polymerase II-specific; zinc ion binding. The coding region runs from base 1 to 1638 and encodes 545 amino acids. Gene Ontology annotation, biological process: regulation of DNA-templated transcription.